Messenger RNA from Rhodamnia argentea, 1872 nucleotides. RefSeq names its product xaa-Pro dipeptidase. The transcript is spliced from 16 exons. The record is from RefSeq and is a predicted model, not a curated record. Bases 119 to 1630 code for a protein of 503 amino acids. Gene Ontology annotation, molecular function: manganese ion binding; metalloaminopeptidase activity. NCBI's taxonomy places the organism in Eukaryota, Viridiplantae, Streptophyta, Magnoliopsida, Myrtales, Myrtaceae.
GACAGGAGGAAUUGAUUCGCUUUGCAAACUUUUCACCUUCGAAAAAAGCUGGGAAUGCAGUAGUAUAGACGCGGCAUCCUCCCUUUUCUUCUUCGCUGUGACAGUCGUAGAAGUAGUGAUGGAGUCCGACGCGUCGCCGUCGUCAUCGCCGUCGUCUCUAUCCCCUCCCGCUGUUCCGAUGGAGCUCCACGUGCGGAACCGCGAGAAGCUCCUGAAAUCGCUCCGCCAGAGCCUCAGCGAUUCCGGCCGUCCUCUCCACGGCUUCGUCUUCCUUCAGGGAGGCGAGGAGCAAGCGCGCCACGACACCGAUCACACAGAGCUCUUCAGGCAGGAGAGCUAUUUUGCUUAUUUAUUUGGAGUAACAGAGCCUGGAUUUUUUGGAGCUAUCGAUAUCAUGAGUGGAAACUCUCUGCUUUUUGCUCCUCGGCUUCCCUCAGAGUAUGCUGUUUGGCUGGGAGAAAUAAAGCCUUUGUCAUUCUUUGAGGAAAAAUACAUGGUCAACAAGGUGUUUUAUACUGAUGACAUUGUAAAAGUUCUCCACGAGCUGUUCCAAGGACAGGGAAAACCUUCAUUGUUUCUCUUGCAUGGGCUUAACACUGAUAGUAACAAUUUCUCCAAACCAGCUGAGUUCGAGGGAGUGGAAAACUUCGCCACGGACUUGACUACCCUACAUCCUAUUUUGACUGAAUGUCGUGUUACAAAGUCCGAUUUGGAGCUUGCUGUAAUUCAGUUUGCCAAUGAUAUAAGCUCUGAAGCUCAUGUUGAGGUAAUGAGGAAGAUUAAGGUUGGCAUGAAAGAGUACCAAUUAGAAAGCACGUUUCUUCAUCACACAUACAUGUAUGGUGGGUGCCGCCACUGCUCAUACACGUGUAUUUGUGCCACUGGUGGAAACAGUGCUGUUCUCCACUAUGGGCAUGCAGCUGCUCCAAAUGACCGGACGUUGGAGGAUGGGGAUAUGGCAUUGUUUGAUAUGGGAGCUGAAUAUCAUUUUUAUGGAUCUGAUAUUACCUGUUCAUUCCCAGUGAAUGGCAAGUUUACAAGUGAUCAGAGUCUAAUAUACAAUGCAGUACUUCAAGCACAUGAUGCGGUGAUUGCUGCUACUAAACCUGGAGUUAGCUGGGUAGAUAUGCACAAAUUAGCAGAGAAGACUAUUCUCCAGUCAUUGAGGGAAGGAAGCAUCAUAUCUGGUGAUCUGGAUCAUAUGAUGGUUGAGCGUUUGGGAGCAGCCUUUAUGCCCCAUGGGCUGGGACAUCUAUUGGGUAUUGAUACUCAUGAUCCUGGUGGCUACCUGCAGGGGUUGGAGAGACCAAAAGAACCUGGAUUGAGUUCAUUGCGGACAGUCAGAGAUCUCCAGGAAGGAAUGGUGAUAACAGUGGAGCCUGGAUGCUACUUUAUCGAUGCUUUGUUGGUUCCGGCAAUGGAAAGCACAAAGACAUCACAGUUCUUCAAUCAUGAUGUAAUUGGAAGAUUCAGAACUUUUGGUGGAGUGAGAAUCGAAAGCGACGUGUGUGUUACCGCAACUGGUUGCAAAAACAUGACGGACGUCCCUCGCCGGACGUGGGAGAUUGAAGCCGUGAUGGCAGGAGCACCAUGGCCGCCGCGCUUGUCCCCUGCUCACUUCGAGAGCUGAUAGAACAAGUUCAAAAGCCAGUCCGCUCAGUGCUGGAAGCGUGGCUUCACGCUCCGAGUCUAAGAGAAUAAAGGGCAUUUUUUACAUGCCAAACUCCGGUGAUAUUUGAACAUGUCGGAAGACGCGGCUUGCUCAGAUUAGGGGCCUUUGCACAUUCAAUCGUGCUAGGUUGACGCUAGGCGAGCCAAAACUCAGACAUCAUUCCAAUUUGACGCUUGAAUUCAUUCGAGGACUACUUUUUA